AUUCGUCCAGAAUUUAACAACACGAACGUAUUUUGACCAGAUGUACCGCAGUGCAAAAAGAACAUAACAACAGUUCGGAAAAAGCCAAACAAACACGCCGAAGUCACAGCAAUAUUAUAAAUCAACAAUUUGUAACGCAGUACCCACACGUAUUGUAAGUUUGUGAAGUUAGGUACUGUUUGUACUUUGCUAAAGAGUCGUGAACGUCGUGAAACAAACCAAACAACAGCGAACAAACUAAACGUUUGACCAUUCCACAACAGCUGUUCCGGAGUGGGAACGUCCGGCGGUACAUUUCCUGUUUCUCAACUAGUAUUCUCAGCCAACAGCAAUGGCCAGUUGGGCAAACCGUCCUCCCAUCGAAAGUAACGGCGGUUCUUCGUCAUCGCGCAAGAAAUGGAACCUUGAAGAUAAAAAGUCUCUUCGCAACUUAAAGUACCAUUUCGCCGAAGAUGGCUGCUCGGAAGUGCAGUUUGCGCUGGCUAAGCAACUGCUGGAGGAAAACUCCGAAACCGAUCCGGCUCACAACCACGCGCAAGGAGUGCACUGGCUGUUACGCGCCGCUCAGCAAGGACACGAAGCGUCAAUCGAACUGCUCAAAGAAUGCUACGAAAAUGGCCGUGGCAUUACCGAGGCGAACGAGGAAGACGUUCGCACUAUCCUGGCCAUGAGCCCGGGGGAGCGUUCUGCACGCCGGGCAGCGCAAGAACUCUUUGCGAGCCUCUCGAAUGGCGAGGAAUACGUGACGGCAGCACAACUCGAAAAGCGUAUGCGGGAAAUUUACAAGAUGGACAAAAAGCGCCGACGCACCCAGCCGGAUGGCGCCGAAGCAGAAGGAAGCAUGGAACACAGCUUGGGUGGAGGUGGUGGAUCCGAUGGUGGACGAUCGCCUGCUGGAGAAUCAUCGAUCGGUAGCCCAAACGCCGGCAGCCAUCGGUUGCAUCGUAGCCCGACCGUGAACCACAUUUCCGAGGCGCAUCUCUUAGCGGCCGCCGUCAAUUAUUCGAACGGACAUCUUCCGGCCGUGAGUGAUGCACUCAUGCUGUCAUCACCCGAUCCUCACAGCCUGAAUCACGUGCCAUGCUUUCAUCGACCAUUUUUCCACCCCUUCAUGUUCUUCCAACUGCUGUAUCAUCGGUUCGUGUCGCUCCUGUCCACGUUUCCCGGCUCGAGCGGUAGCAGCUGGAUGCAGCUGGGUCUCGUUCUCAUCACUUACUGGUACUUUGCUAGCGAUAACCUUGUAUCACUGCUGCCCGUUGGGGGAUACUAUUUGAGCCUCGCCAUCAUGGUAUUGUGCAGCUUCCGGAUGCUGAAAUCCAAACACGAGUUCAUAGAUUUUCGAAUGUGGUCUGGACUGUUCCUGCGUUACGGUGACGAACAUUUGAACACCAACGACUCGGAGAACCAGUAUCUACGCAACAACCUGAAGCCCUAUUUUUACUUCUUCACGGCGUUUUUCGUCAACAUGGUCCUGCAGCCUAACAUUAACGACCAAUGGCUACCGUUUUCCGAGAUAACGGUGCUCGCUUUUGCGCUAACCUUUCUCACGAUGUUCGCCUUCAUUUACACGUCGGGCGAUUCCUUCCCGGACUAUCUGAUCCUGUUCUCGUUCGGGCUGAACGUGCUCGCCAAGUACCCGUACGAAAUGGACGAUGUCGUGACGACGGGUUGGCGCUUUCUGGAUCUAAAAGUGCCUGGAUUUUCGACGUUCGUUAUCGGCAAUGGAAUUGAAUUUUGUCUAAACUGCCGCGCGAUGCUCUAUCUCAUGAUUCCGGGCUUUCUUAUGUACAUAGCGCGACGUAACAACUGGCGUGGCAUCUACCAGUACCUCAUUCCGCACUGUGUGACUCUUGCAUGGUUACAGAUCUGCAUCAUAAGCUCGCAGUCGGCGACAAUGUUCGGUUUGGUGCGUGGUGCUCUAGGAUUAUCCGGACUGUUGCUGUUUCUACCGCUCUUUGGCAUCGUCACACUGCUAAUUCCCGUGUUUGCCGUCAUCGAGUGGCUCUCGCUAUCGGAUUCAACCGUCCGACUUUGGUCGUCGAUUGGCGCAGCUGUGACGGCCGUUGCCAUCUCGGGCUACAUGGCGAGCUCGCGGCGAACGGAACGAUACGUCACCUUUCUGCAGAUUGCAAUCUGUGUCAUUGGAACCAUCUUCCUCACACUUCCCCACAUGAUGUCGAACUUUGAAACGAUUGGAGUGAAUGAAAAUCGCCUAUUCGAAUCGACAACGUCCGACUCGCUCGAUGACCCUCGCGAACCAACGAGUGGUGGCGAUGCCCUGCCAUCGACUCUCAGCUGGGAUACGUACUACCAAUUCUGCCAUCAGCCGGCGUGGGAUACAGAGAAUAAAGUGAAGACGCAACUUCGCUGUACCAAUCUCGAUGGCAUACUUGUCCGUUGGGAGGGAACUGUAGUCGAUAUGGCAAUCUCGAGUCGUCGCAAUCUUCGGGCCCAACUAAUCGAAGGAUAUCUGCCAAAGUUUUUGGCCGAUCGCAUCACCUGCAUCUACGGUGAACCAAUUGAACCGGACUGUGGCAACCUAAAUGGAUCGGUGGAGGGUGAAUGUGAAAAUUUAAAACAUUUCAUGCAACGACAACGCACGUGCCAUCUCAAUAAAUGGAAUACCUAUGAGUACGAACUGAAGAUACGAAUGUCCACUGGACUGUUGACCAAACCCGUCGAAGUUGUUCUGAAAGCACAGCACGUGUUCGGAAACUUUACUCAAAGUCUCAACUAUUCUGAUCGCGUAUGGUUCGUCGGCGUGUUGCGCGAUUCGGCUCAAUCCGGGAUCGCGUCAUCCGGAAAUACCGAUCAGCCACAUUGGGACACGGUUAGCAGUGGAUUUAACUUGAACAUGGGAGGACAGGCCGGAAGUUUCGGUGUGCAUUCGAUGCGAUUGGGACGCAAGAACCCGCUAGUCGAACUCCAUUCAAUCGGAUGUCGACAGUGUCGUAAUCCUGACCUCCCGACUGUUCAUCUCACCGAAGGCAUGAAGGUAAAUGGACGUAUGCGGGAUCUACUGCGAGGGGUAAAGUAUUUGUUGAACGUCAUCUUCAACCCGCUGGUGAUCUUUAAGUAACGCACUCUAGGCACCGUGAGGGACGUGUAUUGUAAUCGAUGCUGGUCAUACUCCGUACUACUCGCUAGUCGCUCUGUUGGCAGAAGUUCUCGUGCUGGGUCCACACUUUUGCCCUGGCAGAAGCAAUUUGUUUUCUUCUUUGAGAGUAGCAUGAUUUAUCUUACAUAAACGUCAGUAGUUCAAACUUUCUUACAAGAGAGCUAAGCUAACGAUGACGAUGACUGUCUGUUUUUUCCUUUAUGUUUGCUGAAUAAUUUUACGCUAAUAACAUUUCAAUUUAAACUUUCUUGAGUUUUGCAAUAACAUAUAGUACGUAAUGAACGAUAAUAAAAUUUGUAGAAGUUGUUAAAUUAAAUGCCGAAAAGUAAAA
Molecule: messenger RNA, 3449 nt
Organism: Anopheles gambiae (African malaria mosquito)
Lineage: Eukaryota; Metazoa; Arthropoda; Insecta; Diptera; Culicidae
Gene: wfs1
Product: wolframin
Exons: 3
Coding region: 332-3079 (915 amino acids)
Biological process (GO): calcium ion homeostasis; endoplasmic reticulum unfolded protein response
Cellular component (GO): endoplasmic reticulum membrane
Molecular function (GO): protein binding
Source: RefSeq, a predicted model, not a curated record